AUGCUGCAUGUACAUGUACCACAUUAACGUGCUAGAGUAUGUCAAGCAGUAUAUCUGCUGGCCUAGGACUCAUGUACUGUAUUCUCCUGAGCGUUUUCUGUGUAUACAGUCUUGCAUCUAUUCCCGUUUCCGAUCGUGUGUUUACAUAGGGGUGUCGCCCCCCUGUACUUAUCUCAUUAUUGAUUACUUUGUAUACACGCUGCUCUCAUCUUCCAUGAUUCAAUGUACAGUGAUAAUAGCGCGAAAUGAGGCUGACACUCACAUGGACAUGGUAUUGGAAUGCAGUGUCAAUAUUGUAAAACCGAAAUAGCAACAGGUAGGCCUGGGCUACAUGCGUGCAACGUAGUCGGUCACAAGCUGUUGUGGAUCCAACUGGGAACAGACGUGAGUAGCCUAUGCAUCUGUAAAUGCAAUUGUAUCAAUCGGAGAUAGUGUUGUGUGUAAAAUGAAUGGCGAUCAGAUGCAUGCUCUGUGAAGAUGGAGCAAAGUCUGGCACCCGUCAACGUGAAUAACAACAAGCCCGAGUCUCCCGUAAAGAAGAUGGGCACCGUACCGCCGAUCAAGUAUUCCUCUACCAUGCCGCAUCCCAGGAAGGGAGUGUGGUGUGCAGGAGGCAGGGCCAUCCCCAGCCUCACCACGGGCAAGGAACUGAGGCAGGAACAUGAAUUUCUGGUGCAAACCUGUAGCAGCACUGAAGAGAGGGUCUCUUGCCAAUUGAAAAUGCUGCGAAGAGAACUGAAGGCUAUGCGGAUGCAGGACCAGUUGUUACUGCGACAGCUCCUACGUAUCUAUGCAAUGAUAAACGAUCUCUAUGGCAACGCUCAGGACCGGUCUCCAAGCAACCAACAGGAGGCACCUAUCAUGGCUGACGAGGUGGCUGACCUCCUCACACAAUCCGGGCACCUGGACAUCCGGGACAUUGUCAGUCGAUUGUCGCCACUGCGGCGGCGGAGGGGGAGCGACCCUGAAGCCCUGCACUGCGGCGUCACCGGCAUGCUCGAGUUCGAAGAGUCAGAUGUCGAGGACGUGUUCAGCAUGUCGUGUCCUAUCUUCAUCUGACAUCGUCCCGAACUUGGCACUGAACACCUGUUAUUCAAGCUCGUGUGACCGAAGAAGCCUACAGCCAAUGUACAAUAUCGACGUACAACACAUGACAGUCUACUGCACAAUCGUUAACCAGUUAAGCAUGAAAUGUCAAUGUAGCUUGCUUCAUUUAUUGGCUGUCAAGGACGUCCAUUUGACAAGCAAAACUGUGACUGCAUAUCCACAGCAGUAGGAUAUAACAAUUAAUCAUCAUCAGGGGCGGAUCCAGGAAUUUUGCCGGGGGUCAGACUUGUCAAAUGUCUGGUUUUACGGUCAGCCGGACACCUAAAUAAUGCAUUACAAUAUUAUAUUGAUGCAAUACCAUAAGCAACCUUGUAGGAUCUGAUUUAAUUUCAUUUUUCAUUUCAUUUUAUUUACUGGUUUUUUUUGGGGGGGGGUGUCAGAGCAGGGAGCUGACCCGGCCACCCCCACCCCAACUCCUGGAUCCGCUCUAGACCGUGCUCGAGGACUGGAUGGUGUUGAUGGGACUUGGACAGCACACAAUGUUCUCCCCAAUUCGAGACAACGACAGACUUUAUUUUUAAGUCAUGUAGAUGGAGAGAAAUUAAGGAUAUGAGCCUCGAUCUGGACCAAGAGAGGGCGCAAUUUUCUGAUCAACAGAGGCUCCUUUGGUCGGAACAGAACUUCGGUGGUUCACG
Molecule: messenger RNA, 1742 nt
Organism: Acanthaster planci (crown-of-thorns starfish)
Lineage: Eukaryota; Metazoa; Echinodermata; Asteroidea; Valvatida; Acanthasteridae
Source: RefSeq, a predicted model, not a curated record